AGAGAACUGCCUCUCUUUCUAAACAUGGAUUCACUGCUAAAAACAGACUUCUGUGAGCCUUUUGGCAAGUCUUGAGGACGGUGCAGUGGAGACAUGGCUUUGACCUCGCCCACACAUGGCUUUGGCGUGGAGAUGCGCCCGGGGACCGUGCAGCCCGCAACCUACAACAGCGCUGCCCCAGCGCUCAACCUCUCCCAUGCGCUGCUCGGCACCACCCCGCUCAACCAGACGGCGGAGCUCUCGGAGCACCAGCAGUACGUGAUCGGCCUUUUCCUCUCAUGCCUGUACACUAUCUUCCUCUUCCCCAUCGGCUUUGUGGGGAACAUCCUGAUCCUGGUGGUGAACAUCAGCUUCCGGGAGAAGAUGACCAUCCCCGACCUGUAUUUCAUCAACCUGGCUGUGGCGGACCUCAUCCUGGUGGCUGACUCGCUGAUUGAGGUGUUCAACCUGGACGAGCAGUACUACGACAUCGCCGUCCUGUGCACCUUCAUGUCUCUUUUCCUGCAGAUCAACAUGUACAGCAGCGUCUUCUUCCUCACCUGGAUGAGCUGUGACCGCUACAUCGCCCUGGCCAGGGCCAUGCGCUGCAGCCUGUUCCGCACCAAGCACCAGGCCAGGCUCAGCUGCGGACUCAUCUGGCUGGCCUCCGUCUCGGCCACGCUGGUGCCCUUCUCUGCCGUCCACCUGCAGCACACCGAGGAGGCUUGCUUCUGCUUUGCAGAUGUCAGGGAGGUCCAGUGGCUGGAGGUCACCCUGGGGUUUAUCAUUCCCUUUGCCAUCAUCGGCCUCUGCUACUCGCUCGUUGCCCGGGUCCUCGUCACAGCUCACAAGCACCGAGGCCUGCGUCCGCGGAGGCAAAGGGCCCUGCGGAUGAUCUUGGCCGUGGUGCUCGUCUUCUUCAUUUGCUGGCUGCCAGAGAAUGUCUUCAUCAGCGUCCACCUCCUGCAGCACGCACAGCCGGGGGCCGCACCCUGCGAACAGUCUUUCCGCCACGCCUACCCCCUCACUGGUCACAUCGUCAACCUCGCAGCCUUCUCCAAUAGCUGCCUGAACCCCCUAAUCUACAGUUUUCUCGGGGAGACCUUCAGGGACAAGCUAAGGCUGUACAUCGAACAGAAAACAAACUUGCCAGCACUGAACCGCUUCUGUCACGCCGCCCUGAAGGCGGUCAUCCCAGAUAGCACCGAGCAGUCGGACGUUAAGUUCGGCAGUGCCGUGUAGAC
Molecule: messenger RNA, 1223 nt
Organism: Carlito syrichta (Philippine tarsier)
Lineage: Eukaryota; Metazoa; Chordata; Mammalia; Primates; Tarsiidae
Gene: GPER1
Product: G protein-coupled estrogen receptor 1
Exons: 1
Coding region: 94-1221 (375 amino acids)
Biological process (GO): G protein-coupled receptor signaling pathway
Cellular component (GO): membrane
Molecular function (GO): G protein-coupled receptor activity
Source: RefSeq, a predicted model, not a curated record